UCCAGCGAGGCAACACACCACCACAUAUACCGCCUCCUCACACCACCACCACGCGAACCCGCGCACACAGCCACAUAUACACAGCCACAGCCACUACUUUGCACAGCAAGGGCCAUGGCCGACGACAUGGAGGACGUGUUCGAGGCGCUGCCGGCGUUUGCCAACGACGAGAACAAGGCGCUCGACACCGAGCUGCGGGAGAAGGAGCGGUCGCUGCUGGGGCUCACGUACGAUGUGGAGGACAAUCACGAGCGGAUUCGGGUCAUGCUGGAGCACCUCAAGAAUGUACGUGCCGAGCUGGCGAGCUCGCAGAAGCUGCUGGCGGCCAAGAACAAGGAGACCGAGACCGAGGACCACAUGAAGCGGCUGGCGGAGCGCGAGACCGGGCGGCUCAACAUUGAGCUGCGCAAGACUGAGGCACGGGCACGUGAGUUGCGCGAGCGCAUCAACCGGACCAAGAACGCCAUUUUCAAGGGAGAGAAAAAGGUCGAGGCCAUCCGUGACCAGAUGAACUGGGACCAGGACGAACUCGACCAGUGGCUUGUCGCCUCCCGCCAAAAGGAGGAGGACUCGCUCCUGCUCCGCAAAUACGCCAAGAUCGACGACGCCAAGGUUCGCGAGCUCACGCUCCGGGUCGAGAAGCAGGCCAAAGCGGUCCAGGCCAAGCGCAAGGCGCUCGAGUUGGAGGUGACCGAGACCCAGGCGGCGCAGAUCGAGCUCGACAAGACCGCCGAGGCCUUCCGCGCACUCCAUGCCGAGCGGCAGAACCUCAUUGUGCAGCUCGAAGAAGCGCUGGCCGCCGUCGAGGCCCGCGAUGGCUCGCUCGAGUCGACAGCCACCAAGCUCGCCGACGUCAAUGGCGCCGUCCGAGCCAAAGAGCGCGUGGUGGCCGAAAAGCGUGAGUUUCACGAGGCCGAGGUCUCCGCCAACGCCACCCUGCAAAAGGAGACCGACGCCGUCAACCGCGACGUCGGCGCGCUCCGCAUCGCUAUUCUCGACGGCAGGGCGGCUGUGACCGAGAUGCAGGACCAGAUCGAGACGCUCAAGGCCCACGUCACCGGCACCGCGUCCGAUCUCUUCGCCAAGCGUGCUGAAGUCAAGGCCCUGACCGAGGAACUGGCUUCGGGCAAGACUCUCAUCGAGGCCCGCAAGGUUGCCCGCGAGGCCGCCCGUGUCCGCUUUGAGCAGUCGUCGCUGGAGACCAUGUCCAUGGAGGACCGCGUCGCCGCCAUCGAGCGCAACCACGAGGCUGAGGAGGCCCGGCUGGCCAAGCUCGACAAGGGCAUCCACGACCAGAAGGACACGCUCUUCCGCGAGUCGCAGGUGCUCUUCAAGCUCCGUCAGACUGAGUCCAACCGCAUUGCGGAGAUCCAAGGGGCACAGACGUCCAAGAAGACCCUCCUGGCCUCCAUCAACAAGCUCGACGCGCAGUCGCUCAAGCAGCAAGAGCUCAUCUACAACCAAGAGUUUCAGCUGCAGCAGCUCGAGCGCAAGGUCUCGCGUGCCCAGGGCGAGCGCUCCGACGAGGAGAAGAUCGAGCUCAAUGCACGCAUCGCCGAGCUGCAGAAGGAGCUCGACGAGCAGAACUCGGUCAAGGCGCUCCUUCAGUCGCAGCUCAAAAAGGCCGAGAACGAAGCCCGCCGCGGGAAGCGCGCGCUCGAGGCCGGCACCAAGGAGGCCUCGGGCCUCACUACACGCAUCGAAGAGCUGCAGCUCGACAACGCCUCGGCCGAGCGCAUCGUCCGUGCUGCCGUCGAGCGCAAGGAGGAGCUCAUGGUCCAGGUCAAUCUCCUCAAACUCGACGUCAAGAAGAUGGGCGAGAUUCUGGCCGCCCGCGGUGAUGAAGUCUUUGGCCUCGAGAAUCGGAAGGAGCAGCUCCGCCUCUCCAUGAUCGAACGCAUGGCGGAGAUCAAGGCCGAGACCGACACCCUCCGCGCCCGCGCCAAGGUCGCAGAGGAGGAGCGCCAUCGCGCCAAGCUCGAGCUCCGCGACAGACUCGUCCGCAUCGAGAAGCUCUCGUCCAAGUACGACAUUCUCUCCACAAAGUUUGCCGUGGCGCCUGGUGAGGAGGAGCGUUCGCAGGCGUUUUACGUCAUCAAGGCUGCCCAAGACCGCGAAAAGCUGCUUCGUGAGGGUGACGAGAUCAAUGCCAAGAUUGUGACGGCCGAAGCAGACAUUGCCGCCCUCGAGGCGACCAUGGCCGCCCUCUCGGCCUCCAACGAGAACUUCCAGGCCUCACUCCGCAAGGUCGACUCGUCCUCAGAAGAGUACGAGGCCAAGAUCGCCAAGGAGGACCAGUUCCGUGCUGUUGUCGACACUUACAAGCGUAAGCGCCGCCAGGUCCGCGACAUGCAGGAGGAGCUCGCCGCGCUCGAAGACACGCUUAGCCAGUGGCAGUCAACACACGCCGCCAUGCUUGCAGACUACGACAGCGCCAACGCCGAGCUGGCCGACUACGACGCGCUCUUUGCCGAUCAGGCCGCCAAGGAGGCCCGCGCCGUCAAGGCCAUGAAGGACGCCGCCAAGUCGCACCGCGCUGACGCAGGCGCGCCAGCCGACGAGCAGACUAUUGAGGAGCGUGACUUUCUUCUCCGCGAGCUCAAGUCGUUCAACGCCGACAUGCUCGCGUCGCUCAAGUCGCUCGUCGCCGCCUCACCCGCCCUCGCCGCCACCAUCGAGGCUGACCUUAUCAUGCUCGGCAUCGCCCUCCCGCCGGGUGAGCCGGCUCCGAUCCGUAAUCCGCUCGCCCGCGGCGACGCCGAUGCCACCCGUCGCACACCGGCGAGCUCGACCUCGCGCUCCCGCUCGCGCUCGCACUCUUCCAGCUCGUCGUCGCGCGACUCGAGAGAUCCCGGUCGCACCCGACGGACUCCUGCUCGCCCGACCUCGGCCUCGUCGUCGCGGUCGUUGUCGUCAUCCCGUGGCCGCUCUGGCUCACGCCCGACCUCGGCCACUCGUCCGCCGUCGGGCUCGCGCCCGCGCUCUCGUGGCCGCUCACGCAGUCGUGGCCGCGGUCAGUCGGCCCCCCGCGGCCGCACCAGCUCGCGUUCGGCUUCGGCCUCAGGCUCGGCCUCAGGCUCGGCCUCAGGCUCGCGCUCGGCCACUCGCCGCGGCCGCGGCCGUGGCCGUGGCGCACGCCGCAAGCCGUCGUCGUCGUCGCGCCGCUCCUCACUCUCCUCGCAGGGAUCAGCCUCGUCGACCAAGUCGGCUGUCUCGGUCGUCGAUCUGCAGCUGUAG
Molecule: messenger RNA, 3237 nt
Organism: Thecamonas trahens ATCC 50062
Lineage: Eukaryota; Apusomonadida; Apusomonadidae
Product: flagellar associated protein
Exons: 1
Coding region: 115-3237 (1040 amino acids)
Biological process (GO): cilium movement; inner dynein arm assembly; cilium-dependent cell motility
Cellular component (GO): axoneme
Source: RefSeq, a predicted model, not a curated record